UGCUGGACUCAGACCUUGAUUCAUUUACAGCGCCCCUGACAUUCAGCAGCAGCAAUAACCCGGACUGGCCGCGAACAGGAGCCGAGACUAAAGGAGACAGAGGGACGUGUUCACAAGCAGCAACACACACAUACACACAAACAGAAGACAGAGAUCCGGUACGAUUCCUCCACCCCUACAAAAUAUAUUGGGCUACGAUUUAAAGUAAAGGCAAUCUUCUGACAACAAGUGGAACAUGGAGUGUGUUCAGGUGGCCAAAGAGGCCGAAAUGGUGGAAAUUAUUCCAAAUGGCAAUCAUGUGGAAGAUCUGACUGUACCGAUCAAAAUGCAAUCUGAGGAGGACAGGUACGAAGAUAAUGAAGGAAACUCGGCAGAGUGCGAUGAAUUCUUGCCUCACUCAGAUGCUGAGAAGAAACCGACUCGCUUCACAGAUUUUGAUGGGAAAACCUCAUUUGGAAUGUCAGUUUUCAACCUGAGCAAUGCCAUCAUGGGCAGUGGUAUCCUGGGCCUGGCAUAUGCGAUGGCCAAUACGGGCAUUGUCCUCUUCCUCUUUCUGUUGACAACUGUGGCCUUACUUUCCUCCUAUUCCAUUCACUUGCUUCUGAAAGCUUCCGGUGUGGUUGGAAUCCGUGCAUAUGAACAGCUCGGUCUGCGGGCUUUUGGGACACCUGGAAAAUUAGCAGCUGCUCUGGCGAUCACUCUCCAGAAUAUUGGAGCCAUGUCCAGUUAUCUCUACAUCGUGAAGUAUGAACUUCCCCUGGUGAUACAGGCCUUUCUGAACAUUGAGGAGAAAACUGGCGAGUGGUACCUGAAUGGAAACUAUCUGGUAAUCAUGGCAUCUGUCACAGUUGUUUUGCCUCUGGCAUUAAUGAAGCAACUCGGCUACCUGGGAUAUACCAGUGGUUUCUCCUUGAGCUGCAUGGUUUUCUUUUUAAUUGUGGUGAUCUACAAGAAGUUCCAGAUUUCCUGCUCAUUUGGUAACAUCCAUGCAAAUAGUUCCCUUCUGGACAAUGUCAACUAUGGCAAUCUUACCAGCUACAACAAUAGUGAUGUUCACAAAGUCGCUGAGGAACAGUGCACCUCUCAGCUGUUUACCAUGAACUCUCAGACUGCAUAUACCAUUCCCAUCUUGGCUUUUGCCUUUGUCUGUCAUCCAGAGGUAUUGCCCAUCUACACAGAGCUGAAAAACCCCUCCAAGAAAAAAAUGCAGCAUGUGUCGAACAUCUCUAUUCUGGUCAUGUACCUCAUGUAUUUUCUCGCUGCACUGUUUGGGUACUUGACAUUUUAUGACAGAGUUGAACCAGAGAUGCUGCAUACAUACAGUAAGAUUGACCCUUUUGAUACACUAAUUUUGUGUGUCCGUGUGGCUGUGCUGAUUGCGGUAACCCUUACUGUACCCAUCGUACUCUUUCCGGUGCGCCGUGCUAUCCAGCAAAUGCUGUUCCAGAACAAACCCUUCAGCUGGAUCAGACACAUUGUCAUUGCUGUCUGCCUUCUUACUUUGAUCAACCUACUGGUUAUCUUUGCACCAAACAUACUUGACAUCUUUGGAGUUAUUGGUGCGACCUCUGCCCCAUGUUUAAUUUUCAUCUUCCCGGCUGUCUUCUACAUACGGAUAAUGCCAAAAGAAGAAGAGCCAAUGAGGUCACUUCCAAAAAUCCUGGCUGUUUCCUUCGCUGCCCUGGGCUUUGUCUUCAUGACCAUGAGCCUGAGCUUCAUCAUCAUCGACUGGUCUAAUGGGAGCGGCGCCGUCAAUGGAGGCCACUAGGACAACAGAGUGCCUCGCUCACUGAGAGCCAAGUGCCCCCCUCAGCACCCCUCAGCUUCACCCAGCAGGAUAAUCACUGUAGAAAAUUGCCAACAAAUCUGACCCCACUGUAAUAAGACACACACUGCGAGUACUGUACAUAUAUAUAGUUUUGCACACCAGCAAGUUUUAUAUCAUGUAACUGUAUAGUGAUGAAUUGAUGCAAAUACAUUGCAUGGGAUUUUAUAAAACCGCAACAUUUCUAAGUUAUUUUGUAUAGAGGUAGGACAGAGGUGACAUUUUCAGAGUAAUAUUCUAUUAAAUAACUGGCUUAGUAUAGUGUAGGGUCACAGGUAUAGUUGCUGGUACUGAGUUUAGCACCUUGGGUCAACUGAGGGGGGUUGUCGUGUUUAUGUAAUAUAUAUUUUACAUUGUGCUCUUUUGACAUAAAUGAACAUCACACAGGAGUAUCUUAAAAGGUGGUUAGGAGCCUAUUGAAAAACAAUUAAAAAAUUGCCAUUUAUUGAUCCUAUUUUCAAUCGCCCUACUAAAUACUGUGUGCACUUUUUGAUGAAGAUAAAAGCAGUUGACAUACCCAAUGACUAAUUUUUAUAGAAAAUGUUGCUGUUUCAGUAGGUAAGUGCUAAUAAUCAUGAAUCAUCCACGCCUGGCAGAUGCCCCAGUGCAAACCUCUGCCUGAGCUGAGUGAGUAGGUCUCCGCCAGGUCAUAGACUAGUGAGGGGAACAAAAUCAGUCUGGGGCUUCCAAUACUUAGAACCUCGUAACCCAGAGAGUCAAUACUGCAGAUCCUGAAUCAGCUGUUAUUUGUCAAUGCUUACAUAACCCACUGGCUCAUUGGUCACUUGCAUAUAAAGAUACCUUGAAGGUAUCUCACCUGGGUGAGCUAUAAAAAGACUGACAUUACCUAUGAACUUGUAAUUUAACAUGACACUUCUUAAGUUUUUUUUUAUAUUAUUUAACCUAUUUUUCUAAUCAAUUUGUUCAGAGGUGCUAGUACACACCUCUGGAGCUGGUGGGACUUGAAUCCAGGCCCGAGAAUACUUCGCAGAUCAACUGAGUGCUCUAAUUUUGAUCAUUGAAUCUGGAGUAAUGGGCAGAUUGUUCUCUGUUACGAAACGUGUCCCGAUUAAGACCCUACCUUUUGGCCUUCUCUCUCACAGAGAUCACGAGCUGGGCUGCCUAUUCUUUCAUGACAAUAUUGCAAAGCAAUAAGCUGACAGUAGAAGUUUGGAAAACAGAUGGGUCUGUUUAUGGUGGGCCAGUUUGCUAGCAAUGGGACAUUGCCUCACCAGUAGACAUUUUGUGGCUUCUGACCCUGAGAGUCCGCUUUACACAGUUUGUAAAACAUGUCGCGCGCUGCAGUACACACGGGAUUGGGAAACCAUGGUUGCAAUCCUGAAGAUUACUCCUACAAGGUGAAUUAGUUGAGUGACAUACACUGAAUUACUUGCACUCAAGCUAAAGACUCAGAAUCAAAUAAGGAAGUUUCUACACUUGCCUGUGUUACCACCAACCCUACUGUAAUAUAUCCACUGUAGAAUUAAUUGCUGCUAUCCAUCUGGGGCAGUGCCCGACAGAGAAAAGACACUGCGGAUUGGAGAGAAAGGUCAAUCCUAUUUAAGACUAUUUUGUUGGCAAACCAGGUGGAGGAGGAAAGCAGGAAGGCUAAUUUCCUACUGUCGUCAUGCAUUACUGCAGUUGUGAAGGUAGUUCCCUGCUAGAAGCAGUGAACAGGACAAAUAUGUUCCAUGCCCUAUGUGGCACUGGGAGCACAGUGUGGGCCACUCUUUCAAGGUGGUCCAACCCAUCAGGAUGGUGGAGCUGCUUUUCCACUUAGCCAGUGGCAGAAUGCCAACUGAUUGUAGGAUAUAGAGAUGGGAGAGUGAAUGAAACAGUUAACAUUAAAGAUCAAAAGAAAUUCUAAAAAAAAAGAUGACUUUUUAUUAAAUAAAAACAUUAAUGAAAAUGCUGGGGGUGGGAGGUCAUCCUCCAACAUUUAAUAAUUUAGUCUGAUGUCUGUGUUUUAAUAAAUAAAUAAAAUGUCUCAUUCUUCACAGGGAACCUAACUGUGAACUUUUAACCCAGUGCGUGUGCAGAAAAAUGGCUACUGGACAGUUAAUACUGAUCUUGUUUGCUGGUUUGGAAAUAUCCCAGCACUUUUAUAAAAUAAUAAUUCUGGGGGCAAAGAAUUGAUUUAUUUUGUGACAAUAUUGUCAAUGGCUUUGAUUAAAUGAAAGUGGGUUUUAUUUUUGACUCGUAGUCCUAUGCAAUAUUAAUAGUGGUGGGUGGAAAUCUCCAGUAACCUUUGCUCUGAAGCUUUAAGGAUUUAUUUUGUUAGAUUGCAUUGCUCAUGUUUAGAAAUGAGGCUUAUCUGUCAGAUUUCUUGACACAAUAUUUAUAUUUUAUUAAAUGUGUAAUUGAAUUUUAAUUUAAUAGAAAAUAAAAAGGAUUAAAGAUUUUUAAUAUUUUACAUUUGUGUAGCAGUGGAAAAGCCUUAUAGAGCUGUACCUGGGUGUGUGAACAAACCUAUGUAUGUUUUUGUAGAUGACUGUUUGAUAAAUUACACAAAAUACUUGUCUGGUACUAAUCCUGUGCAUUACCCUGUAAAUUGUAAUGCUAAAUUUUGUUGAAUGUGCAGUAAUCCACUGGUGUAUCAGGGAGGAACUAAUAUACAUGAUAUGGUCAAGAUUUGCAAGAUCCACUUACCCAUCUCACCUCAACAAACUAGUUCAGUUUUUGUAAUACAUACAAGAGAUCCAACGCAUUAGCCAAUAAAUAUGCCUUAGGCCAUUUGUUUAUGGCCUACCUAUGUAUCAAGCCCAUAUUCUUAAAUUCUGCAAUGUGUAAGGUCAUUUGCUUCCUUUUCUUCAGUGUGCCAGACUCUGUAUUCCUCUUCCUGGUGCCCACCUAAUCCUAUCCUUUUUGCCGUUCGGCAUUUUGAUUAAUUUUGAUCCUUCAGCAUAUUGCAUUCUCGUUUUGUGAUUCAGCAUGUUACUCAGACUCUUGUCUGUCAAUUCAUUCAGGUUUGUCUCAGUGGUUAGCGCUCACCCCUGUACCAAAAGAUUGUGAGUUUGAGCUUCACUGUUGCAUAAUAUUUCAGCAUAAUGUUGAGGGAGUGCAACACUGUUGGAGUUGCUGCCUUCUGUAUGAGACAAUACAUUAAGAACCCAACUACCCUCAGCUGCAAUUAUUAAUAAGAAAGGUUAUCUGGUCAUUAUCAGGUUGCCCUUUGUUGCCCUUGCCCCAUACAACUUGGCAGCUGUGCCUCUCUGGUUACAAUAUUAACUGUACAUCAGAAGUGGUUAUAAAGGUCUUGAUAUUGAAAAGGUUCUGAGCUUGCACAAUAUAAAUAUAACUUAUUCUUUUACCACACUCUCAAUGGUUUGUAAUUCCUACCAGCUGAAUCCCUUCAAGUAUGCUAUUGUCAUGCUAUCAGUUCUCAGUCCUUCAUUGCAUCAUUCCAUUCUCCCCUGCUGUUCAUUAUGCUGGUUUCAUGUCCAUACUAAUGCAGCCACAAACGUUUUCUCUGCAGCCAACCAGCUUCUCAUUCUAUUUUUCGACUUACUUUCCUCUGAUGAUAUUCAUCAAGUAUUUUUUAACAGUCUAAUCGAAAGCAGGAGACCUUCUCUGACUUAAAAAGUGGACAUUACCCUGUUCCUUUGGAUUACCCCCACCAUCCCUUCAACUGGCUUCCCCUAUGAGCCAGAGGUCCCAUAUAUUUUGUUCUGGAGCCAAAGAGUUUCAGUCAAUCUGUGGUCACCUCAUUAUUGUACUUGGGAUUGAGAUAGUUGUUAGGCUUAUUUGAAUCUUCAACUUAACUCCUUAUUGACAGGAUUUCAACAUGGCAUCACAUAACUGCUCGGUGAAACUCUGAGGGAAUAGGUGCUGAAAUGAGGUUUUUCAACUGGAGAAGUUGAAACAGGCAUUUAUGAGGAUAAGCUUUUGAUGGAGACUCAUGGAGAACUACAGUAGCCCAGCACAUUGCUGAAAAGAGACCAAUUUCAAGUGAUCUCAACCUUGACAACCCAAUAGGACUCUUCUCCUGUUGUCUAAUUGUCAGAAUUGCUAGAAAUGUGGUAUUCUUGCAUUUGUCCUGAUGAGUACAGGAUGAAAACCUUCUGCAACACAUCUCUCUUUUCAGCAACAUUUGAACUGCCAAGUAUUAUCAAAACACAGUUUUGUAGAAUAGGCAGGAGACGGUGAAUCUCAUAGAAACAUGUAAAACUUCAACAAGACCAGACAGGAUAAACAUGAGAAGGAUGUUCCCAAUGACUGGGGAGUCCAGAACCAAGGGUCACAGUCCAAGGGUAUGGGAUAGACCAUAUAGGACUGAGAAUGGGAGAAAUUUCUUCACCCAGAAAGUAGUAAGCCCAUAGAAUUCUUUGCCACAGAAAGUAGUUGAAGCCAAAACCUUGAAUAUUUUCCAGGAGUUAGAUACCGUUCAUCAGGCUAGAGGAAUCAAAGGGAGGACACAAGAAAUCAGUUAGAUGAUCAUCCAUUGAUCAUAUUAAAUGGCACAGCAGGAGCAAGGAGUUGAAUGGUGUACUCCUGUGCUAAUUUUCUUUGGGAAGUCAUGACUGACAGACCAGAUCCCUCAGUUGCUAAGUAUAGUAACCACCAGAAGAUUUCAAGUGUUUGCAGUUUCUGUUCACAACUGGAAAGAAAAGAAUGUUAAUAUUUAGUAAAUACAGCUUGUGUGUUGAUUUGUGACCAUAUGCAAAAACAAAAAUGUGUCUAUUUUAAAAGAAAUGCUUCUUUCAACGUUUUGCUAAACUGACAGGGUAUUGUUGAUUUAUGUGUUUCAUAAAAUAGUGACAUUUUUGUUAGAUAAUGGGGAGAAGGAAAAACUUGCAAAAAUGUAUUUUAUCGCCUCCUUCCGUCUUGAGUUAAGUCUGCUUUUUGAAACCUGGUCAUUCUGUAUCUGUUGGUUUUCAGUGGAUCUGUAUUGUAUAAAAAUAAAAAAGUAUAAAUAUUAAA
Molecule: messenger RNA, 6745 nt
Organism: Hemiscyllium ocellatum (epaulette shark)
Lineage: Eukaryota; Metazoa; Chordata; Chondrichthyes; Orectolobiformes; Hemiscylliidae
Product: sodium-coupled neutral amino acid transporter 3-like
Exons: 16
Coding region: 236-1768 (510 amino acids)
Biological process (GO): amino acid transmembrane transport; L-glutamine transport; histidine transport
Molecular function (GO): L-glutamine transmembrane transporter activity; L-asparagine transmembrane transporter activity; L-histidine transmembrane transporter activity
Source: RefSeq, a predicted model, not a curated record